Molecule: messenger RNA, 1109 nt
Organism: Chroicocephalus ridibundus (black-headed gull)
Lineage: Eukaryota; Metazoa; Chordata; Aves; Charadriiformes; Laridae
Product: tenascin-like
Exons: 2
Coding region: 665-1072 (135 amino acids)
Molecular function (GO): protein binding
Source: RefSeq, a predicted model, not a curated record
GCUAGCUCUCCUCGGUGGGUGGAGGAGACAGUCCUGCUGUUUAGAGGGGCAUGUGCCAUCCCCGCUGAACAAGGGAGCCAGGGACUAUGGAAGGGCUGAGAAAUUUUCUUUUCAGAGUUUCCUUUGCUUCUCCAGAUUGCCAGUUUUCAUCUUAUAUUCUUCCCAGCCUGUUGAUGGUUCAGUCAGGCUUCUCUGCCGGCAGGUAUUCAGGAGUUUCACAUGUUAUUUUUAUUUGUUUGCAUAGUAAAUUUUCUAUCACUGAGGGUAAAGCUUCUUUCAGCCCCAGAGCUGAAGAUCUUCUGUUGGUGCCUUCUCUCCCCUCUCGCAUUCUUCUUAUUACCUUUUUAUAUUUAUCAACUGUCCACACACAGACAGCUGAAACAUUCAGAGCUCAUGAACCUCUAGCAAAGAACAUGUCACAAAAUCUUCCACAGUACAGGAUGGCAGCCUUCUGUUGCUUCUGUCUCUUCAUAUGGAUGAAGUGCAGCUCAAGUGACAAAGUUUGGUUUUUUUAACUGGUGUCCAUGAUUCUACAUUCAAGGGAUGGUAAAGAUUAUGAAGUGAACAGUUUGCUAAAUGUUAUUUUGCUUUCCUGCAAAGACUGACUAUUUCACACUGCCAUUUGCUUGUUUGUUUCUUUGUAGCUCUGUAUAGUCUAACCCCAAUGCAGGCAAUGACUCCUGACCCAGAGCAGCUCUCUGGCUCUGGGAGUUUUCUUACUCCAGAGGCCUCAGGGAUGCAGGAGGAUGCACUGAGGGACCUCGUGGUCUCCAGGGUAACAGACCAAAGCUUUAGUGUCUCAUGGUAUGCGAAUACAGGAGUCUACAGUAGUUUUGUGGUGGAGUACAAGGAAGUGUCACUGGCAGCUGGGCCCCCUGCAGAAACCUCCCUGCCCAGAGAAUCCCUAGGUGCUGUGAUUGACGGCCUCCAAGCUAACACUUCCUAUAAAAUCAAGGUGUAUGGAUUGGCUGGAGAACAGCGCUCUUCUCCUCUGGAAGCUGUGGCUACAACAGCUGUGAUCAGAAACACCUUCUCUGUGAUCUCUGUGAUCUCUGAGAUUUUCAGAAUCUGACUGUACUACAAGAUAUGUUCACAGAUCAUUCAGCAUG